AUGCGAUUUGCCUUGGCCCCCCGGCGGGCAGUCUUCCGAGUUCGCAUGCAGUCUCGGAUUGACCCAGUGGAAAUUGUCAACAAAUACUUUACCUACUUCGAUGUAGAUGUUGAUGGCGAUUUCUACACCCGUGAGGUGACUCCAAAACGAUCUGCUAUCACAUAUAUCGUCCUUGAUUUGAGGUCCAAGACAUGUCCUACCGUCAACCUUGACAUUGUGAAGUAUGAUCUCUACGAGGUGAAGAAGAAGAGGGCCGGGGUUGUCCUUGUGCCAGUCGCUUACAAGUAUUACGAUUUUGCUCGCCGACGUCUCCGUAGCUACCCCUGGGGCAGAUUGAAGCACCCAUCAAGGAGGUUUACCGCUGCUUUCGACCUACCGCUACGGCCUUUUCGGUCUUCCUUACGAUCUCGCCAGGACGAGUCUUCAGGCCGAAGGGUGAAGAUGGCCGCGGCUGUUCCUCAUCGAUCAGCGACGCCACCGAGAUCUUUUCUGGGCCUCCAUGAGCAAAGCCUUCGUGUGAAGCGUACUUCUCGAGUGACACAUGUUGUGUUUGGUACUUAA
Messenger RNA from Exophiala spinifera, 561 nucleotides. RefSeq lists its product as uncharacterized. The record is from RefSeq and is a predicted model, not a curated record. The coding region runs from base 1 to 561 and encodes 186 amino acids. NCBI's taxonomy places the organism in Eukaryota, Fungi, Ascomycota, Eurotiomycetes, Chaetothyriales, Herpotrichiellaceae. The transcript is spliced from 2 exons.